This is a messenger RNA of Planococcus citri (citrus mealybug), 4152 nucleotides long. RefSeq lists its product as uncharacterized. The transcript has 3 exons. The record is from RefSeq and is a predicted model, not a curated record. Lineage: Eukaryota; Metazoa; Arthropoda; Insecta; Hemiptera; Pseudococcidae. Bases 221 to 3862 code for a protein of 1213 amino acids.
ACGUAAGAAGAACGAGAAUGCGCCAACACGGGGCACUGUUGUACUGUUGAUGCAGUAUUGUAUCUAUCAUUGUCUUUGUUGAUCUUGUCAGAUGUAUCUACUUUUAUUACUUAUUCAUUCAUUUCGUUGAAAUUUAUCGUUAAUUUGUUUUUAAACAAAUCUUCAAAGUUCUAAAUCCAGAUACGUACUAAAGUCGUUAAAUCAACCUUCUCAGACAACCAUGAGCGAUUAUGACGAAAGUAUUGACGGGCUGGUAGAAGAAGAGGAAUCUGAAAACGGCGAUGAAUACGACGAAGAAGACGACGACUACUACUACCAUCGGAGACGGCGUUGGGGUUACGAUUCUGACGAUUACUCCGAUCGGGAGUGCAAAAGAUGCAAAACUGAAGACUCUUAUGUGUUUGUUACGAUAAAUCCGGUAAUUCUAACCAACGUUCCGAAGUUAAUGGAUAUGGCUUCUGUUACGGUCGCAGCAAGUCUAUGGACUCACGUCAAUGUACCUGAAGCUGUACGCAGUGUACGUGAUAGAUGCACGAAAAAUAGCACCCAAUGGAGUACUUUGUGCGCAGACGUAAUCGAAUUAAUCGCAAAGUUACCUAUUCCUAAACUUAUCGCCGAACAGAUCGAUCCAUAUGUACGGAAAAUGGCCAACGAAAUAACCGCUUGGGUAUCGUAUCAUUAUCGAACGGUGUUUUUGAGAAAUGGGCUCGAUAAAUUCGUCUACAGUCACGUGUAUCAUAUUGUUUGGUAUCCUAACGGUGCUAUCGACUGCGUUCAAACUGCGAGAAGUAUGUUGACGUCAGUGAGAUUGAGCGAUGUUGAAAAAUUCAAAUUUUUAUGCGUGUAUUGUUUGUACGAUGACAUGGAGGAAAUGUCGCCGCUGAUAUAUUUGGACAAUGCUCUCGAUUACCUGAGCUGUAACGAAGAUCCUAUGAUUUUUUAUUGGUAUUGUUAUUUUAGAAAUGAAUUGGACAAGAUUCCCGGAUCUAUCAAUGUUUACAUGUUACAUCAUGAUAAAGUCGAUAAUUGGCCAGCCAAAGAGUAUUUUUUCGAUCGACUGGCAUACGACGAGCAAGCGCGAGAAGCUAUUUGGUUAAUUGACAAACAUGGCGCAGUUUACCAGAAAGCAGUAUUAUUGAAAUUGGAUGAAACGCAGCGUCUGCACGUGUACAUAGAACGAGCUACUCAAGUGAUCGUGAAUUACACUCGUCCUCGUAUGAGUUCGAGAUUUAUUCUUCAGACGUGGUUCGAAGCUCGAAACUUGAUUAAACAAGAUGAGUUUUUGACUCUGUUUCGAGAACUGUUAAGCUCAGGAGUAAAAGAUGUCGUUCUGACGGAGAUUUGGGCCAGUGCUAACGAUGAUUUCAAACAACACGUAGUCUGCGCUAAUGUUCAUGAAAUUGUCAUGAAAGUACUAACAAAAUGGAGGUGGCGCGAUAAUAGCGAUUUCGUAUUCGUUUUGUUACAAGAUUCCAAUGCAAUGAUAAAACAAUCGGUCACAAUGCAAGAAUUUUUCAGCGACUACUGCGAGAAAUUAAUAGAGAAUAGUAAAUUUCAAGAACUUGAUCGAUUGCUGGUAUUUUGUUUGCCUGAUGCCGACGAUUUGGCAGAAUUUAAAAGGGACUUUGUGUUUAAUACGAAAUCUGAUUUUUUCAACGCCCACUGCCAAACAUUAUUGAUGAAGAGUGAAUUUCAAGACCUCGAUCAGCUGCUGGAAUUCUGUCUUCCCGAUCCCGAGAAUUUGCUGCGGUUUAAAAUGAAAUUCAUAAAUAAUUGGAACCGUAACAUUAUCAAUACGCAUUGCGCAAGAUUAUUGAUCAGCAGUAAAUUUCAAGAGCUUGGUAAAUUGCUGGAAUUUUGUUUUCCCGACGCCGAGGAUUUGCUGCAGUUUAAAAUGAAUUUGGUGAUGAAUUCGAAAUAUAAUAUUAUCAAAACGCAUUGCGAAAAAUUAUUAACGAACAGUGAAUUUCAAGAGCUAGAUCGAUUGCUGACAUUUUGUUUGCCCGAUGCUGACUAUUUGUCAAAAUUUAAAAGGAAUUUCGUGUAUAGUUCGGAGUAUAAUUUUUUCAACGACCACUGCGAAAAAUUAUUGGUGAAUGGUAAAUUUCAAGAGGUCGAUCAGUUGCUAGAAUUUUGUCUUCUCGACGCUGAGGAUUUGCUGCUGUUUAAAAAGAACUUGGUGAAUAAUUCGAGCCCCAACAUUAUCAAAACGCACUGCAAAAGUUUAUUAAUCAACAGUGAAUUUCAAGAACUUAAUCGAUUGCUGACAUUUUGUUUGCCUGAUGCUGACGAUUUGGUAAAAUUUAAAAGGAACUUCGUGAAUAGUUCGGACUCUAAUUUUUUCGAUGCCCAAUGCGAAAAAUUAUUGGUAAACGGUAAAUUUCAAGAGCUCGAUCAGCUGCUAGAAUUUUGUCUUCUCGACGCCGAGGCUUUGCUAAAUUUUAAAACGAACUUCAUCAACUCGAAACAUGAAAUUAUCAAUAUGCAUUGCGAAAGAUUACUGACUGGCGGUAAAUUUCAAGAGGUUGCCAGAUUGCUGGGAUUUUGUUUUCCGGACGCUGAGAAUUUACUGCAGUUUAAAAUAAACUUGGUGAAUAAUUCGAAACAUACUAUUAUCAAAACACAUUGCGAAAGAUUAUUAAUGAGUAGUAAAUUUCAAGAGCUAGAUCGAUUACUGACAUUUUGUUUGCCUGAUGCCGACUAUUUGGCAAAAUUUAAAAGGAACUUCGUGUAUAGUUCUCAGUCUAAUUUUUUCGACGCCCACUGCGAAAAAUUAUUGGUGAACGGUAAAUUUCAAGAAUUCGACCAGCAGCUGAAAUUCUGUCUUCCCGACGUCGAGGAUUUUCUGCCGUUUAAAAUGAAAUUCAUGAAUGAUUCGAAACGUAACGUUAUCAAUACGCAUUGCGAGAGAUUAUUAAUAAACAGUAAAUUUCAAGAGCUCGAUCGACUGCUGCAAUUUUGUCUACCUGGCGCCGAAAAUGUAGCGCGGUUUAAAAUAAACCUUGUGCUGAAUUCGAAACAUGUUGGAAAUACCUGCUUGCAGUUUUAUUCCGCGGGAGACCUGAACGGUUUGAAUAAUUAUCUCAAACAACUUUUAACCCUGUAUCCCGAUGCUGUGGUCCAGUUUAAGAAGAAUUUGAUAACUUCGUCGCGCGGAAUCGAUAUGUGUGUUGGUCUCAUGGAUACAAAAUUUUCUGUCCUGAGUGGAAUUUUAGAAGACGUCCUAAAAGAUCCGAUUUCGAUAACAGACUUCAAAAAAACGAUCAUUUUUUCAUCUGCGGCUAUUUCUAAACUAACCGAUUCAUUGUUGAAUAAUCGUUUAAACGAUGUACAAUUUUGUAUUAAUCGUUAUCUCAACUCUACUGACGAUAGAUACACGUUGAAGAAGCGAUUGAUCGGCGAUAUUACGAAGCUGAUACAGGCGAUAUUGCGUAAUAAUGAUGAAUCGUAUUUGCAAACUGUGUUGAUUUGGUGGUUUGGAAAUGAAGAUGCGGUGAAAGAGUUCAAACGCAAGUUACACUUGCGUUCGGUUUUCAUCGAGAUGUUGAAAGAUUGUGUGUUUCUCGAGUACAAUAAAUUUUUGACGCGUUGCAGAUUUAGAUAUGGUAGUUCGAGCUCAUCCAGCGACUUCAACGUUCUUGAUAGGUUUUUAAAUUGGUAUUUUCAGUCGCCGAUCGAAGUAAAAGAGUACAAAAUGAAGGUUAUUCAUUCUUAUUCGAAAAUAGACAUGUUCCAGACUUUUUUGAGAGGAAAUCUAGGCGAUAUGCAGUUGAAAACGGUGUUACAAUGGUUUUUCAAAAAUGACACCGCCGAAAUUGCCAGAUUCAAAAAGCGUGGUGGUAAAAUUACUAACCUAAUUUAGAUAGUGUCGUAAUUGUGUGUGUGUUUUUCGGUUGACUUGAAUGUAUUGUCUCUUAUUAUGAUAUUGUAUCCUUUUGAAUUUAUUCUUUGUGUGUUUUUUUUUUUUUUCGUUGUGAAUUGACUAUUAUCAUUAAGUACCUAAAUCCCUUUACGUUAUUAUUAGCUUUUAGUAUUGAUUUUGAGCGUUUUUUCAAGAAUUGAUUAUUAAUAUUAAGUAGGUAUCCAUGUUUUUCUGAAAAGUUAUAGCUUAUUUCGAUUUUUCAAAUGAAAGUACUACGAAUAUAAACAUUU